UUCCCAACUCGCCAUUCAUAUCCAAAGUAAGUUUUAGUUGCUGAAUAGUUCAAUAAAAGAAGAAGGAAGAGUUUUAUCAGCGAGUGAAAAAAAUGCAGUCAAUGAAGGAAACCGUAGCAAACGUUGCCGCCUCUGCUAAGGCUGGCAUGGACAAGACCAAAGCCACUGUCCAAGAAAAGGUGGACAAGAUGUCAGCGCAUGAUCCGGCGCAGAAACAAAUGGCGACAGAGAGGAAAGAGCAGAGGAAAGCAGAGGCUGAAUGGAACAAACAAGAGGCCCGUGAGCAUAAUGCAGCAGCCAAGCAAGCAGCAAAGGCUGGUAGCGAUGCUCAAUACACUGCUACGGGAGGUGGAACUACUACUGGCUAUGGCACAGAGUCUUGUACCCAUAAUGUGACCGGGACCCCUGGUUACCCCACUGGAACCCAACAGAUGUCUGCCAUGCCUGGACAUGGCACAGGUCAGCCAUAUGGUGGGCAUGUGGAUUCAUCAGGGUUAGCCAGGACUGACCCAACUGGGCUGCCUGGCGACACGACUGGCCAUAACCCGCGUGUGUAGGACUAGUGCGCCUUGAUCAUUAAUGAUCGAGUUUGUUGGGUCUCGUGUUGUUUUAAGUUUGCCGUUUAGUAUUUUGCAACUAAUGUAAUUCUAUCGUUUUCAUGUAUUUUCAUGUCCUGCUGUGCUGGACUAUUAAUGUUAUUAGGAGAAUAAAAAUGUGGCUCUUCUUUUUUCCCUGUUUA
This is a messenger RNA of Ricinus communis (castor bean), 739 nucleotides long. RefSeq names its product 11 kDa late embryogenesis abundant protein. The record is from RefSeq and is a predicted model, not a curated record. Bases 93 to 557 code for a protein of 154 amino acids. Gene Ontology annotation, biological process: embryo development ending in seed dormancy. The transcript has 2 exons. Lineage: Eukaryota; Viridiplantae; Streptophyta; Magnoliopsida; Malpighiales; Euphorbiaceae.